GUUGGGAGCCUAGGCGGCUGUGCUUCGGUGCCACUUAUCAUUAGAUAUGGCCACCGUUAUAGAGUACAGCGAAGCGUCAUCUUCAACUUGCUUUUAUCACCUUCCUCGCUGAUAUUUCUACUCGGUCCGUAUGGCAGACGGAGGGUCAUUUUUUGGGAAGCCAAUGUUUGUUUUUGCACAUUUUUGGAGCCGGUUGUUACUGCGUGGCAGGCUGGUUACGAGAGUCCCUAACUGGCCGCUCGGUCCCGCAGCUUGUCGCAGCUGAAGAAAAUAGAAGCAGUUGCCAAGCCAGCGGUCCGUGCCCAACAUUUGCUUCAGCCGCAGCCAUACUUUUCCCCUGGAUUCGCAUUUGAAGUUUAGGGAAAGCUGGCUCAUAGGGGAGCCUAAAAUUCAGUAUUUGUGGGCGUUUUCUAUGUUGGUGGUGAAAUUGCUACUGGCCGUAGACUUGGGUGGCUAACAGCAACUAGCUGUAUUAUAAACCCGAACUCGACAGCUGUCAUUGGAGAAAGGAAAGUGAUCCCCCCCCUCCCCGUCGCAAAUGAGAAAGCAAGCGAAUUGCUUUUCCUUUGGAUUUACAUCAGCCGCUUUUCCAUCAAAUGGGCAAAGUUGGGAAUACCAUUGCAACGCUGGGAUACAAUGAUAUGUGCUGUGCGUUUUUGAGAACUGCAGUCUUGUUUCAUUGGAGAGAGGCUAGCUAGCUCCAUUAGCUUGCUAGCUUGCUGGCAGAUAAAAGUACGACGUUUAAUCCCCCCAGUAUAUUGGGACAUGAAGAGGAUAAUUCUCUGUCCAUAGGGCUGGAAGAAUGUCAUCAGAGGAUAAGACUGUGGAGACCUCUGACCAGGGACCCUUGCCGCCAUCCAGCAGCGUAGGGGUCGCGUCCACAGGAAGUCCUGCCAAUGCAGACAAGCGACCACGUGGCAGGCCGCGCAAGGAUGCUGCUGCCGUCCUACCCCAACCACCACCCCUGUCCACUUCUAAAAGCAAGAAAAAGGGUCGCACCAGAGGGAGGGUUGUUGUGGAUGAGGAGGACAGCAUGGAUGGUACUGAGAUAACAGAGUCCACAGACCCUCAGGAUGCAGAAACACAAAUCCAGCCAGUGGAGACUGUGGAAGUGGAGACCACUGAGGUGCCAGAGGAGGAGAUAGGCCCUUCCCCUCUGGCCCAGAGCCCCCCAGCAGAGAGUUCAACGGGACCAUCUGUCCUGGCCAGUGGAGAAAUCAAAAGCGGGGAGCGUCUCUGUGCCUUCUGUUACUGUGGUGGUCGUAGCCUUCUGGGUCAGGGGGAACUACAAGUAUUCAGCACCGCAUCUCAGCACGAAACAUCCGUCAGCCAUAAUGGUGAGGAGAGCUCAACGACCGACGGCAGCGAUGGUAACAAAACUGCUCAGCCAAAGACGGCUGAAGACGGCACCUCAGGAGAGAAGGAAAACAAUGGGUCUGAAACCUGCCAUGAAGAACCAGACUCUGCCAUUCGAUUUUGGGAUGAGCUUUCUCAUGUCGGCCUUCCACAAGGUCUGAAAGUCCGGUCUCUCUUUGAGUCAGGGCAAUGUUGGGCACAUCAGAGUUGUGCCUUGUGGUCUGACGGUGUUUGUGAGGGCGAGGGACAAUCUCUUCUUAAUGUGGACAGAGCCAUUGACUCAGGGAGCACAAAGCACUGUGCAUACUGUAAGCGCCUUGGAGCAUCCAUUAAGUGCUGUGCAGAAGGAUGUGCUCAACUCUACCACUACCCCUGUGCAGGGGCGGCUGGGACCUUUCAAGAUAUUAGAAGUCUUUCACUCCUCUGCCCAGAACAUAUAGAAUUGGCAAUCCACAAAUUCGUAGACGAUGUAAAUUGCGCGCUGUGCGACAGCCCAGGGGACCUACUAGACCAGCUCUUCUGCACCAGUUGCGGUCUGCAUUACCAUGGGAUGUGUCUGGACAUUGCUGUGACCCCUCUAAAAAGGGCAGGUUGGCAGUGCCCAGAGUGCAAAGUCUGCCAGACAUGCAAGAACCCAGGAGAGGACACUAAAAUGCUGGUGUGUGACAUGUGCGACAAAGGCUACCACACCUUUUGUUUGCAACCUGCUAUUGACUCCCUACCUACCAACGGGUGGAGAUGUAUGAACUGCAGGGUUUGCAUCCAGUGUGGAACGCGGACCAGUGGACAGUGGCACCACACCAGUCUAUUAUGUGAGAACUGUGUCCAAAACCAGGACCCUGCUCUCUGCUGUCCGAUGUGCUCUUGCAUCCUGGACCCUGAGCAUCACAAAGACUUACUAAACUGUCAGACUUGUAAAAGAUGGCUACACCUGGAAUGUGAGCGUCAGAACUCAGGCCAUGGAGAAAUCCACCCCAGGGAGGACUAUGUUUGCUCCAACUGCAGGUCCCCUGCUGCACAGCAGGCACUGCAGGCAGAGGAUAUGGACAUUGGCCCAGAGCUCAGUCCUCAACCUGCCCCCAUGCACACAGACUCAGAGACUGGCCUACAGCCGGCUCAAAAGCACAAAGACCUUGAACCUGCCGUUCAGCUGUCCUCUGAAAUGCACAAUGACCCCAAACCGGAAUUGCUUGCUGUUCCAUUGCACUCUGAUCCAGAGCCUGCUGAGGCUACCGUCCAGGAGGAGAAGCUGGCCACGUCAGACCAUAAGCCUGAAGCUGAAGGAAGAGCGGAUGCUGUUGGGGUGCAGAGUCCUGAACCCUCCAACCACACGUUUCCAGCAGAAUUCAACCCAGAAACAAAACCAGCAGCUAGAUCCCACCUCACAUCUCCAGAAAUUUCUGUGUCUUUGUCAUCUCCGAGCCAGGAACCCUUUCCUGCCUUGGUGCCCAAUGAUGAACUCCAGAUGCAGGAUGUCACAUCGCUAAUCCGACCGGCAAAUACAGAGGCCUGCCCUGAGCAGGGCAUGGUCGACCCCAGCACAAAGGAUUUCAAGGCCAUCAUCUCAACCACCAAAGAACCAAGUACUGCAUCAGUAACUUCUGUGGAACAACCAAUGGAAGUCACACUGCACCAAACCUCCAGUAUGGAUGUAGUCAGGGCCUCUUUCUUGGAAACUGCUCCUAAACAACCUAACCAGGAGAUGAAUGAGGGUUUAUUUCACAUGAACUUGGCGGAGACUGUUAAGCCCUCAACUUCUAGUAAAUUAGAAGAUAUGAACUCUACACUGGACAGCAAGCCCAAUGUGUUACUUUCUGGGUUGUCUUUAGGGGAGAAAACCAACAAAACAGCUGUGGAAAGACUGGCUGAAAUGGUCUCCUCUCCUUCAUGCUCUUCUCCUCUGGCCAGAGGGACGCCCCUCAGAGAUCCAUCACAGACCCAGAUCCUGCCCACACUGACUGACCACAGCAGUAUAAUCCCAACAGCAAACCUCAUACCCUUCACGCCGAAGAUUGGCAUGGGAAAACCAGCCAUCACAAAGAGAAAGUUUUCUCCUGGGAGGCCUCGGGUGAAACAGGGUGCAUGGAGCCCCCAUAGCAGUGUGUGCUCACCCUUUUCCUGGUCACCAGACCAGCCAGAGGGUUGGGACCCAAGGACCAGGCAGUCUUAUGGCAGCCCCGGUUGGAGCGUCAGAGUGGGUCGAGGAUCAGGCUUUCCUGGUAGGAGGAGGCCAAGAGGUGCAGGCCUGUCAGGCAGAGCUGGGCGGGGCAGAGCCAGAGGGAAGAAUGGAGUGAGUCCCAGCAUCAACCCUGGGCAGAUCACUACAAUAGAGACGCAGUACCCACUCAAGGAGGAGGAGGAAACUGCGAUGCACAACACUGUUGUGAUUUUCUCCAGCAAUGACAGUUUCACACUGAAACAGGACAUGUGUGUUGUGUGUGGGAGUUUCGGUCUUGGAGCAGAGGGACGUCUUUUGGCCUGUGUACAGUGUGGCCAGUGCUACCAUCCCUUCUGUGUCGGCCUAAAGAUCACCAAGGUGGUGCUCAGUAAAGGCUGGCGGUGUCUGGAGUGCACGGUGUGCGAAGCUUGUGGGCAAGCCACAGAUCCUGGCCGCUUGUUGCUGUGUGAUGACUGCGACAUCAGCUAUCACACAUACUGCCUGGACCCUCCUCUGCAGAAUGUUCCCAAGGACAGCUGGAAGUGCAAGUGGUGUGUUUCUUGCACCCACUGCGGUGCAACAACUCCUGGACUGAGGUGUGACUGGCAGAAUAAUUACACCCAGUGUGCUCCCUGUGCCAGCCUUACAGCAUGCCCAGUCUGCCUUGUGGACUACACUGAAGGCACCAUCAUUGUGCAGUGCCGCCAGUGUGACAGAUGGUUUCAUGCCUCUUGUCAGAAUCUUCAUUCAGAAGAUGAUGUUGAAAAGGCUGCAGAGAGCAGCUUUGACUGCACAAUGUGCCGCACAUUCAAAACUUCUAAAGUUUUUACAAAGACCAGAGAGAUCACUGAGCCACUGCUUGUUACACAGACUUUUUCCAAAGCUAGGGAGUUCGGUAUGUUUAAAGCAUUCGCAGAUCUAUCUAGGACCUACACCCAGGAUGGCGUUUGUCUGACAGAGUCAGGACUUUGUCAGCUCCAGAGCUUGUCCGCUGCCGCGUCACGAAGACGGAAACCUAAACCAAAGCUAAAGCUGAAGAUAAUUAACCAGAACAGCGUGGCGGUGCUUCAGGCACCUGUGGAUCCUCUGUCAGAACUCUCCCGAGAUGAAGAUAUGGAGGACAACAGAGAGGCGGAGCUACUGGAUUGUGAGGCAAAGUCUGACUCGAGCCUAGAUCGAGAGCCAGUGGAGGAUGACUCUAAAGGGGCCAACGGCGUCAAGAAGAGGAAGAGGAAGCCUUACCGACCGGGCAUCGGUGGCUUCAUGGUUCGUCAAAGAAGCCGACCAGGCCAAGGUCAAAGCAAAGCAAAACGAUCCCUGUGCAGAAAAGACUCAUCUGGCUCUGUGUCAGAGAAUCCCAUCAGUAAAGAUGAAGGUUGGACAGAAGCCCAGCCAGAUACUCCUGUAGAUGAGACACCCCCUGGGCAAGAGGUCCCAGAAAAGAUAAAGAAACGCUACAGGAAGAAGAAGACCAAACUAGAGGAAGCUUUUCCAGCCUAUCUACAGGAGGCUUUCUUUGGGAAGGACCUACUGGAUAAAAGCAAGCAGAGCAGACAGCAGGGGGGAGAAUCAGGCCUACUGGAAGAGGGGCAAGGCUAUGUAGAGAGGAAGCAGCCCACUACAGGCUUCUUGGACACGACAUCAGACCCGCUGCUAAGUGCAUCGACAGCCUCCAUCCCUUCCAGGCCAGCAGCACCACAGACGACAGAGGAACCGUUAGUUGAUCUAGCUGAUGUUCUGAACAGUGGUGCAGACAUCUUGGGAGUGCUGGGAAAGCCAAGCAGUGACUCUGGUCUUGAUUUUUGCCCCUUCAAGGUUGACAGCUCACCUCCUCCUUUUGCUGGACUGGACAUCGGGUCGCUUGCAGAUGGCUCCCCAGUAGCGCCUUCGUCACAGACUGGCCGAAGGACACCUCGAACAAUACCAGAGGAACCCCUGGACGGCAUUCUUAGCCCAGAGCUAGACAAGAUGGUCACUGAUGAAUCAAUUCUCAGCAAAUUUUACAAAAUUCCUGAGCUGGAGGGUAAGGAUGUGGAAGAUCUCUUCACUGCAGUCCUUAGCCCAAGCACAAGCCAACCACCUCCACCACAGGUGCCUCAUCCCCAGGUCCCAGGGCCCCUUCCUGCCACACCUGGUACGGGUAUGCCUCAUCCUAAUGCAGGAAACCCGAUGUUUCCAAGGAUGCCAAUGAUCAACGGUAUGAGGGGACCAAACCCACGAUUCCCUGCUACAGGACCUUGUAUCCCAGAAAAUUUCCCCCCACUGAACCGUAUGCCUUUCAAUGACAAUCCAAGGGAUCAAAAAUUUAAUCAGAUGGCCAGAGAGGCGGUGGGUCCAUGGCAACCUUCUACCCACGGCCAAGGCCCUGCACCUCCUGGAUCUCUACCUGAUGGGGAAACUGAAGCCAUGUCUAACGCCCAAAGGAGCACACUCAAGUGGGAGAAGGAGGAGACGCUUGGGGAGCUCGCCACUGUCGCACCUGUCCUCUAUACAAAUAUCAAUUUCCCCACCCUUAAAGAAGAAUACCCGGAUUGGUCUACAAGAGUUAAGCAAAUUGCUAAACUUUGGAGGAAAGCUAGCUCACAGGACAGGGCCCCAUAUGUGCAAAAGGCAAGAGAUAACCGAGCAGCCCUGCGCAUCAACAAAGUCCAGAUGUCGAAUGAGACGGUGAAGAGGCAUCAUCCACAGCAACAUCCCCCUGAGGUGUUUGAUCCCAACAUACCACUAGACACAGAUCUCCUGUUUAAAGACCCUUUGAAACCAAAAGAGUCAGAGCAUGAACAAGAGUGGAAGUUUAGACAGCAAAUGAGACAGAAGAGCAAACAACAGGCCAAGAUCGAAGCCACUCAGAAAUUAGAGCAAGUUAAAAAUGAGCAACUGCAGCAACAACAGCAGCAACAACAUCAACAGCAGACAACCAGCCAGUCUGAGGGAGAUGGUUCAAACAGUGGUAACCAGAGUCCAGCAUCUCAGCCCAGUAAUGGCAGCUCCUCCCCAAUACAGCAGUUUAACUCAAAAGAAACCUUUGCAAGGCCACAGAUGCAAGCAACUCCUACAUCUUGUCCUUCAGAAGAUGUUUUUGUCCGACCACCCCCUCCCCCUCCAUCUGGUCCAUCGUCUCAGCCUCAGUCUCCACAAGUUUUUUCACCAGGUUCCUCCGGUUCAGGACCAUCUUCUCCAUGGGAUCCAUAUGCCAAAAUGGUUGGGACCCCAAGACCACCACCUCUUGGACCAAAUGCAUGCCGUAGAAUGUCUGUGGAGUCUGGAAAGUCGCCCACCUCUUUGAUGGAACAGCAGGACCGAGGAAGACCUUCUCCAGCUCAUGAAUCUUUUGGUUCUCCAACAUCAGUGUCCAGUGACCCUUAUGCCAAACCUCCUGACACACCAAGACCAACAGGAGAAAUGGAUCCUUUCCUGAAGCCCAUGGGCCCACCUAGGGGCAGUCAAGCAGCUCAAGGAAGAUCUCCAAUGGGUUCUCCUGGCAGAGACCCAUACUCAAGGCCCAUGAUAAGAAAUGAAGCCUAUCAGCGCAUUGCUCAGAACAGAAUGAUUUUGUCUGACCCAUACUCCAGGCCCCUAAUGGCCCCUAUACCUGGAAGUAACGAGUCUGGCUCUGUUCCCCUAUUUAAAACACCAAUGCCCCCUCCUCAAGCUCAGGAUACCUUCAGCCGACAAGGACAACAUCCCACGGACAGAUAUUCCCAAAAUCAGCCAAAUGACCCGUAUGCACAUCCUCCGCACACCCCAAGACCAUCAGCAAAUGAGAGCUUCACCAGUCCACCUAGAAUGGGCCAGCAUCACCCUCAAGGGCACUCUUUUCCUCAGUCAGGACCAGUUCCUCAGAUGUCUAGAAAUCCUUAUGCGCACGCACCGUCCACUCCCAGGCCAGAUCGUUUUACUUAUGACCCCUUUGCCCACCCCUCUGGUCCCAAUAAACCAGGUCCUGACCUGUUUUCUCAGUCCCCAGGAAACCAGCGAUCCCUUAAUGAACAUGGUAUUCAAUCUCGGCCAUUUUUUGAACCUUAUGCUCGACCGCCAGGUACACCACGUCCACAUGACGACUAUGGUCAGUCAGGCUCUCCUAAUCCAUCUUCGGACCCCUACUCAUCCGCUCCUGCUACUCCUCGUCCCAGUGGGAUAAACCAGUUUGCUCAUAAGCCCCACGUUGGACAAAGGAUAUCCCCUUCCCACUCAAUAGAUCCUUUUGGCCAUCCACCUGGUACUCCUAGACCCUCUUUGGGGGAAAGAUUCUCUAAGUCACCAGGGACCCAAAGGGGUCCAGUAGAGCCAUUCACUAGUCCACCUGGGCCAUCUAGAACAGGGAGCAAUGACAUGUUUUCACAGCCAGGGACACACAGAACAAUGGUUAAUGACCCUUACGCCCAACCUCCAGGGACCCCAAGACCAGGUCCUGAUGUGCAUAACAGGCUUAUGGUGAGACCAGGAGACCCAUUCUCACCACCUCAAACCAGGCUUCAAGACCACUUCCCUCAUCCAGAGUCUCUUACACCAAAACACCCCGGAGUUUCAGAAGACGGCUUUAGCCAGUCGCCUUCGACUAGACCCAGUCAGACCCCUGGCCACGACCCUUUUGACCAAGCAUCUAUGGCACCUUGUCCGCAGCCAGGAGAGAAAAUGGAAAUUAUGGAUCCUACAACAUUGGGGAACAACGGAUUGGGCCCUCAAGAUCCCACACAAAUGCCAAACAACCCACAGAUGCCUGCUCCUUCUUCUGAAGCUGCAUGUGCUGUUUUGGCUGAGACAGAGGAGAGACUAAAACAGCGACAACGAAUCAGAGAGCUAAUCCUCAAACAGCAGCAACAGAGGACUGCCAACAGACAGGAAAGGGGCCCUCAGGAUCCUGCUGCCAACAUAACCCCAGGAACACCACGACCCUGGCCCCACGAGGGUCCUGGUCAACAGGGUGAAAUGUUCAACCGGCCGCCUCCACCAUAUCCUGGACAAGGACCCAUGAGAGGGCCAAUAAGGUUUCCUGGAAACUUUCCAGGGGAUCAGAGAGUCUGCUUUCCUAAUGAUGGCCAAAUCCAGCGGGCACCACAUCCUGGAGAUCCUAAUUUUAGGCAUCAGGGACCAAGGUUUGGAUUUCCACCUGGAGCUUUAGAACCUCAUGGCCCUCAAGAGUUCUUCCUUAGAGGAGAGCACCCUAUGCAGGACGUCCCUCCACAGAUGAGGAUGACCAUGCCUGCUGAGAUGGCAAAAGGCAUGGGAGGAAACCCCAUGGGAAUGCCUCAUCACUACCCACCACGCAGUGUGCCGAUGCAGCAGCACAACAUCAUGGGUCAGCAUUUCAUCGAGCUACGGCACAGAGCUGCAGAAAACAGGCCACGCAUGCCGUUUCCACCUGCUGCCAUGCAAGGAGGCAACAUGGAUCCAAACCUGCAUGGUCAGAGGCUCCCAAGCUUUCCUGGACCACAUGACUCCAGGUUCGCUUUGAAUCAGGGCCCUAAAAUGGUGGACCCUCUUACUGGUCAGACUGGCCACUUACACCUGUCUGCCAGUUUGGACAAUCUUCAUCAGCAAACCCAGAUGCCAGGAAUGAGUCCCAUCAAACAAGCUCCUCUAAUGAGAUCAAUGAGCCAACCUGCUUCAAAUGAGACCCAAAACAUGACCUCAUCCAUCAUCCUCUCUACGCCCCCUGCUGGGCAGUCGGAGGCUGGUUCUAUGGCCAACAGUGAAGCAGUGGAGGAGAAACUCGAUGCAGAAGACUCUGCUGUCAAAGAUCUUGAGGAUGUGGAGGUGAAGGAUCUGGUUGAUGCUGAUUUGGAAAACCUAAACUUGGAUCCAGAGGACAGCAAAGACCUGGAUCUCGAGACGAACGACCUACACCUAGACGACUUUCUGACAUCCGGUAAAUUUGACAUUAUUGCGUACACAGACCCUGACCUGGAUGAUAUCAAGAAAGACUUGUUCAAUGAAGAGCUGGAUCUCAGUGAUCCCAUGGAGGAUAACCCCGAAGCAGCAGACAUUCCUAAAAGUGCAAGCCCUGAAACCGAGCCCUCAUCCAGCGCAGCAUCUGCCCUGUCAAAGUCAGAGUCCACAGGGGAGCAUUCCACAUCUGAGCUUAAGCCGGAAGUCCCAGGGAGUCACAGCUCUGAUUCUUUGGCACUAGAUCAGGAAAUUAAGACGGAGGUCAAAGACUGUCAGGGGCCACCUGAAGUGGGAGAUCAACAACUAGCUGAAAACCCCUCAAACCAGCAGGGAAUGCUGUCCGAUUCCACUCCAGUCCUUUCUAGUCUACUCAUUAAACAGCAGCCUGAGGAGCAGUCAUUAAAUCCUAUCAUGGAGUCCGUCAGUCAGGGAGGUAACCCUAUGGCCCAGCAGAACCCGGACAGUGAUAAUCAGCAUACCUCUGUACUUACAGUGAGUCAAACAAUAGCUGACACAGGCGCUGCAGAGCAGCUGUCUGCUUCUGGCUUUGGAGCAGACCAACAGGUUGGACUUACUGCAGCUGUAGACCAGACUGGCCUGAGUCAAGCCCAGCAGACGGCGUUAAACCAGAAUCUGGGUCAGCACAGCCAGCAACAGCGUCCUCUUCUGCUGGAGGAGCAGCCUCUCCUGCUGCAGGACCUCCUUGACCAGGAAAGGCAAGAGCAACAGCAGCAGCGUCAGAUGCAAGCUAUGAUUCGCCAGCGUUCCAGUGACGCCUUCUUCCCUAACAUUGAUUUUGAUGCAAUCACCGACCCCAUUAUGAAGGCCAAGAUGGUUGCCUUAAAAGGUAUCAAUAAAGUCAUGGUGCAGAACAACAUGGGGAUGGCUCCGAUGGUGAUGAACAGAUUUCCACCAGGUCCCGCUCCACCUUGUCCUGAAAGCACACCAAUCCCUCCACAAGUUGUUGGACCGGAUGGAAAACUGACCCAAGUACAAAGACCAAAUCCUCCCAACUUCGGACCAGGAUUUGUCAACAAUCCUCAGAGGGCUCAGUAUGAAGAGUGGCUACAGGAGACUCAGCAACUACUUCAAAUGCAGCAGAAGUUUCUAGAAGAAAAGAUCGGAGCUCAAAGGAAGUCUAAGAAAGCCCUGUCUGCCAAGCAAAGAACUGCUAAGAAAGCAGGCAGAGAGUUCCCAGAGGAGGACGCUGAGCAGCUCAAACAUGUCACAGAGCAGCAGGGUGUAGUGCAGAAGCAACUGGAGCAGAUUCGCAAGCAGCAGAAGGAGCACGCUGAGCUCAUCGAGGAGUACAGAGUGAAACAGCAGCAGAACAACCUGACACCGAUCAUGCCUGCUAUUCACCCAGGAACAGGCAAUCAUGCAAUGGUUCCUGGUGGGCAGCCUAUGGUCCAGCCUCCCAUGAACCCCGUGAUGCAGAUGCCUCUUCACCCUGGCCAACCAAACGCACCGCCACGAAUGCCAAACCCUCCGCCUGGCUGGCAUCCUGGUGCUCCUAUGCCUAUGGGUGGACCAGGGAUGCCUCCCAUGAUGCCGCCUCAGGCUCCUGCUCCAGGUUCAGCUCAGCCCCUUCAAAUGCCAGUGGGUAACAUCCCUCAGCACCCACAGAUGCCUGUUGAGCCCCAGGCCCCACCCACCCCGCCAGGCGCAGUUAAACCCAUGCAGGCGAGCGGUGUGAAGUUUGAUGACAACAACCCCUUUAGCGAAGGUUUCCAGGAGCGCGAGAGAAGGGAGAGGCUAAGGGAGCAGCAGGAGAGGCAGAGAGUGCAGCUCAUGCAGGAAGUGGAGCGUCAAAGAGCUCUGAAGCAUCGUAUGGAAAUGGAGCAGCAAGGGAUGAUGGCACCAGACGCACCUCUCACUCAGAUGCCGUUUUUUAAUUCGGAGCUACCGCAAGACUUCAUGCAACCUCAGAGGGCCCCUCUGCAGCAACCACAACAACUUGGACCAAUGUUCCCCCAGCACCAGGGCAUGCAGCGUAGCAUGGGCUCCCUGCCUGGAACCUUCAUUCAGGCUGACAGAAGACCUAUGAUGGGCAAUGGGAUGAUGCCCCCUGAUAUGGGGCCAGGUUUAGGGCCCGACGGUGUUGCUGUACAAGGACCUAACUUUCCACACGCUCAACCGAGGCCUCGGCAGUUUGGUGGACCAGGAAUGAUGCCUCAGAUGCCCGGAGAGGGUCCUCCUUUUGGGGGCGAUUCUGCCACUCCUCUGCCAUCCAACUUCCCAGGCUCGGGCCAGUCGCUUAUACAGCUGUAUUCCAACAUCAUUCCCGAUGAGAAAGGGAAAAAGAAAAGGAGCCGCAAAAAGAAGAAAGACGAUGACGCUGAUUCAGUCAAGACCCCAUCAACUCCACACUCAGACCUCACAGCUCCUCUCACGCCUUGCGUCUCUGACACCUCCUCCACACCAACCAGAAACACACACCUCUUUGGAGAGCAGGACCUGUCCCGGUCUCCUUUACUGGGGUCAUCGACACCAAGUCAUUCAGAGCUUGAGAGGCAACUUUCUGGAGGACAGUGUGGACAACCCACUUCAGCAUCAGACGCGUCAAGGACCCAGGCUCAGGAGCACGAGAGAAUCCUCAGUAACAUCAAGCUAGAGCAGACUGAUGCCACCGAAUGCCAAGGGCCGAACGAAGGGCCCAUCAACUCAGACAUGAACUCUGUGAAGGAAGAGAGAAACAAAGGGAACAUGUCGCCUUUCCCUGCUGGACAAAGUCCAAACAAGGGAGAGGCUGGCAAUGAACUGCUGAAACACCUGCUGAAGAACAAGAGCACUCCUCCACCUGGACUGUCCCAGCAGAGGGCAGACGACGGCCUUCGCUCUGAAGAGGAGGAACCCUCAGACUGCAAAACCCUGCUGAGGCAGAGCUCCAUAGACAGCAACGGGGCUUUCUCUGAUGGAACCUCUGAGUUCCCCAGCUCUCUGCUCCCAGAGCAAGACAAGAAGAAAGGGAGGAACAAGAGGCCUCCGAAGGGAGGGGAGAAGCCUGCUUCCCGCUACAAAAAGAGGAAGAAAGAAGAUGACAGGCAGCUGAUACAUUCAGGUCCUGACACCGUUAUGACUCAAAUCAAACAACAGCUUUCCUUGCUGCCCCUCAUGGAGCCAUUGAUUGGAGUGAACUUUGCCCACUUUGCUCCGUACGGCAGCGGGCAGCUCAAUGGAGAAAACCUUUUAUCCGGUACUUUCGGCAGUGCCUCACUGGAUGGAGUCUCUGAUUAUUACUCCCAGUUGGCUUAUAAGCAGAAUAACCUGAGCAAUCCACCAACACCACCAGCGUCUCUCCCUCCAACCCCACCACCUGUGAAUCGACAGAAAAUGAUCAACGGCUUUGCUACUACUGAAGAGCUGGCUACUAAAGCUGCUGCCAUGGUCUCCAAAGGUCUGGUGCCGAAGCCGCUGCAUGUCCCAUUCAGAGCUGAGGAGGAUCUGUUAGCCCGCGCCAUCGCUCAGGGACCAAAAACUGUAGAUGUUCCAGCUUCUCUUCCUACUCCGCCUCAUAACAACCAGGAGGAGCUCAGUAACAGAGGACAGGAGCCUUGCAAGGACAGGGAUUCACCGGAUAGCUUUGUCCCCUCCUCUUCUCCUGAGAGCGUAGUUGGCAUGGAGAUCAGCCGUUACCCAGACCUGUCUCUGGUGAAGGAAGAGCCGCCUUCUCCAUGCUUGUCUCCUGUUCUCCCCAUGCUCCCUGCCCCUGAUGGGAAAGGGUCAGAGGUCAAACUGCAGGACAUCAAGACUGAACCUUCGAUGUUCUUCGGCUCCCCCUUUGGCCCCAUGUCUAAUGACUCCAAACAAGGGCUGGUUUCUGUUGCUAUCACACUGAGACCAGCUGCAGCGGAGAACAUCACAGGCGUAGUAGCUGCCAUUUCAGAGCUCCUUUGUGUGAAGAUCCCCAGCAGCUAUGAGGUCAGCAGCACGCCUGACAGGCCUCCUAUGUCUAUGGGUCAGAGGAUGGGUCCCCAUGGUAUGGAGCAGCGGCCUCCCAUGUUCUUCCACGGACAGGGAGACCACGCAGUGCUCCACGGUCGGCCUGGACAGAUGAUGCGGCCCGUUGGUCCACAGGGAAUGAUGCAGCAGCAGCAGGCACAUCCUUUCCAUUUCCAUCCUAAUAGCCCAGGUGCUGCUGUAGCUCGAGGACCUGACCAUAAGAUCCCUGCCAGCCCUGGAUGUAAACCCCACUGGUGCUGCCACUGUAAAGUGGUGGUUUUGGGAAAUGGAGUCCAGAAAUCCAUCAAAGAUCUCCCUGCUCACGUGAAGGAAUAUGAGAGCCGUUUGAGAUCAGAUGAAAACCUAGUCUUCUGCAGUCAGGGCUGUUUUCUUCUCUACUGUUCCUCAUCAUCACAUCAGUCCCGAUCAACCACAGAAACAAAGGAGUCCAUGUCGCUUCUCCCCGCUUCUGAGCAAAGUGAGAGUUUCUGCAAAACUCAGCAUCAGUACAGUAACAACAUGUCCUCCCUGGACGUUCACUGCCUCGCCCAGCUGCAGCCCAAACAGUCCCCCCCUUCCACUCCUCCCAUCCCCUUCCCUACAGCCGGAGAAACACCCAAAGCUGAGUCCAAAUCCGAUGCCCUCAAAGUGACGGUGAAGCUCAAAGCCCGGCCGAGGUCGCAUGACGGCUGGCACCAGGGGAAGAGACAGAAGGGACUCCGCUGGAGAAAGUGGACUGUUCAGGUGGUUAUGCCUUCGAGAAUGAAUUCGCAGCUGCCAGAGGAAGAUAAGAUCGAUGAGCUUCUAAAGAAACUAGGAGCAUCGCUGCGCCCUCCGUCUUCUCUCAAAGAUAAGAGGCGGUGCUGUUUCUGCCACCAGUUUGGUGAUGGGAUCACCGAUGGCCCGGCCAGGCUGCUAAAUCUAGACCUUGAUGUGUGGGUUCACCUAAACUGUGCGCUGUGGUCAACCGAGGUGUAUGAGACGCAAGCUGGUGCCCUCAUCAACGUGGAGUUGGCGCUGCGUCGUGGUCAGAGCAUCCGCUGCGCCUACUGCCAGCAGACCGGCGCCACCAGCGGCUGCCACCGCCUGCGCUGUACUAACGUCUACCAUUUUACCUGCGCUCUGCAGGCUCAGUGCACUUUCUUCAAAGACAAGACUAUGCUCUGUCACGCCCACAGGCCCCGGGGAACAGCAGGGCAGGCCUUGGAGCACGAGCUGCGCUGCUUCGCUGUGUUCCGACGUGUCUAUGUUCAACGAGACGAAGUGCGACAGAUUGCCACUGCCGUUCAACAGCCCGAGUUGGGCUACACGUUCAGAGUGGGAAGCCUGGUGCUGCACGCAAUAGGACAGCUCACCCCGUUACAGAUGUCCGCCUUCCACUCAUCUACCACCAUCUUUCCCGUGGGCUACGAGGCCUGUCGUAUCUACUGGAGCAUGCGCCAUGGCAACCGCCGUUGCCGCUAUGUCUGUUCAGUUGAAGACAAUGACGGGCUUCCAGAGUUCAUGAUCAGAGUCGUUGAGCAAGGCUACCAAGACUUGAUCCUGACCGACACCUCUCCUAAAGGAGUUUGGGAUAAAGUGCUUGGUCCAGUUGCUGAGAAACGUGCAGAGACGGGCACUCUGAGGCUCUUUCCCGUUUAUCUGAAAGGAGAAGAUCUGUUUGGACUCACAGUCCCAGCAGUCACCAGAAUCACUGAAUCGCUCCCAGGGGUGGAGGCCUGCAGCAGCUACUCCUUCCGCUAUGGCCGCAACCCUCUGGUGGAAUUACCUCUCAUGUUCAAUCCAGCUGGGUGUGCACGCGCAGAGCCGAGAACAAGCUCCUCCCACACAACGCUGGUCAUAAGGCCUCAACCACAGGUUGUGUCGAGCAGCAGUGCCAGGUCAAAUCAGAACGUGGCCCAAGGAGAAGGUGGUGUCCCUCAUAGCAAGACUCCAGUAGUGCACCCGAGGUCCUCCCAGUACCGCUGGAUGAAGAGCGAGUGGAGGAGUAAUGUCUAUCUGGCUCGCUCCCGCAUCCAGGGCCUUGGGCUGUUUGCUGCUAGAGACAUCGAAAAACAAACCAUGGUGAUUGAGUACAAUGGAACUGUCCUCCGAAAUGAGGUUGCCAUCAGGAAGACCAAGGUUUACAGAUCUCAGAACCGAGCGGUGUUCAUGUUCCGCAUCGACAGCGAACAUGUCGUGGAUGCCACUCAAAGUGGCGGGCUGGCAAGAUACAUCAAUCAUUCCUGUGCCCCCAACUGUGUGGCGGAGGUGGUCACCUUUGAAAGAGGCUACAAAAUCAUCAUCAGCUGCAUUCGAAGGGUCGAAAAAGGAGAGGAGCUGUGUUUUGACUAUCAGUUCGACGCCAUUGAAGGCCAGCACAAGAUUGCUUGCCAUUGCCGAGCUCCUGAGUGCAGGAAGUGGAUAAACUGAGCUAAACAUCUAAACCAUUCCUCACUUGGGCGAGUGGGGGGGGGGGCAUAACUCCACCCCUCCACACUGAAGGCGUUUUAACAAAAGAGAAGGGUUAAAGGUUAGUUCAUCAGGAUCAUGGGGUGGAAAAGAAAAAAAUCCAACACGGUAGCAGGAUGUGACUCGUGCCAUAUGUAGAAGAGGCUUUAGUGGAAACGCAGAGCCUCCAUCUGUUUGUAUGUAUCUGCUAGUUUAUCUGUGGUGUACAUGGGGGGGUGCAGAAUCCACCAGCGAAUGAGAAAGCACUGUGCAGGGUGCGGCCUUACUGCUAACUAAGGGCAGGCCCUUUUGUUAUAUAAUAAUGUAUGCCGUUAGACUAAAUGUAGACAUCACUGAAUGAGGAAUGUACAGCAAUGAAUACCGUGAAGGGAAUAUUAACUUGCACUAAAAAAAAAAAAAAAAGGAGGAAAAAAAAACGAAACAAAAAAAGAAAAGAAACAAAAACAUACACACAGAAAAACGUUUAAAUACUUGAUUCCAUGAGUCAGCUGUAUCAUAGGUCUCCGUCAUGUGAUUUGUGUGGAUUUUGAGAGUUUUUUUUUUUUUGUAUUUAUUACUGAGUGAGUGAAUUUUAUUCUCCAAAAUGACGAGAUUGAGGUAAAGAAGGCUAUUGUUUCUGAAGAUUGAAGAAGACAUGCUGUUACUUUUGUACAAAUGUAUAUAAAGAAAACUAUAGGAAUAACCGACCAAAUACUACCUUAACCUUCUUGAUGUUUGGGUGUUUUUAAAACUGUUUUUGUUUUUAUUUGUCAUUGAAAUUUAUUUAAGAUGGACGUUAUUUCAGUUUGAGAGUAUAUAUUAUGAUUAUUCUGUACAGAAUUUGUAAAAUAACCACAAUAAUUCACAAAGUAUUUUUGUUGUAUUAAAAGUAAGGUAUUGUAGCGUAGUGAUUUUUUUUUUUUUUUGUGACUUACACAUACUUUGACCACUCGAAAGAAAUAUUUUUGUUGACAAACGAGUUAUUGGUUACAGAAUUUAUAAAAACAAGAGACUUCAGAGAGUAAGAUCAUUGUGAUCUGUCUGCUGUUAAUCAGGUCCGAUUUUAAAGAACUGUGAAUUAGGAGUUAAUCCCCACCCACCCAUCCCCAGCAAAAAAGAAAAAAAAAAACAAAAAAAACAAAACAGCUUUUUAACUUUUUAUCAUGAAUAAAAGCAGCAAAGUGUUUUUACUUUACAUUUUGGGGGGAAAAGGUGCAAACAUCUAAUCUUAUAAUGUAGAUGAACCAGUGUGUGACAGAGAGAAUUGUAUGCGGAACAGAAGGUUGUUCUACCUUCUCCUGGGACAGAAACAGCGUUCUGCUUAAUCAGAAAUAUUUCUUAUAUACUGACACUUCACAAGUCACAGGCUUAGAAACAGACGAGUUUUUGCGUGCACAAUUUCAAGUCGACUGUAAAAUUUUGCAGACAGUCUUAGAACUUGUAAUGUAUAUGGCAUGUAUUUUUUUAACUUUCUGAAAACUCAAUUGUAUAUAUUUUCUCAAUGAAUGGUUGUAACAAAAUUGUUUCUUGGAUAUUUUUCUUCUCUUGUAUGAUACGACAUCCUGCCAGUGUGUUUGUGCUACAUUUUCUUGGUCGUGUAAAGUAGUUGAGAAUUUCUUCAUUUUGUUUUUUUGUUUUUUUUCCUUCUUUUAUUGUCGUUUAUUUUUGAAAAUGCCUUUUGAAGUGUACAGAGUAUGAGGUUUGGAUUUUGUGGAAUUGAAUUUAGAAACAUUUACAAAAAUAAACUAUUUUACAUGUUA
Messenger RNA from Cyprinodon tularosa, 17535 nucleotides. RefSeq names its product lysine (K)-specific methyltransferase 2Cb (gene kmt2cb). The transcript has 61 exons. Lineage: Eukaryota; Metazoa; Chordata; Actinopteri; Cyprinodontiformes; Cyprinodontidae. Gene Ontology annotation, molecular function: histone H3K4 methyltransferase activity; histone binding; transcription coactivator activity. Gene Ontology annotation, biological process: positive regulation of transcription by RNA polymerase II. The record is from RefSeq and is a predicted model, not a curated record. Gene Ontology annotation, cellular component: nucleus; MLL3/4 complex. Bases 803 to 15757 code for a protein of 4984 amino acids.